This is a messenger RNA of Cygnus olor (mute swan), 9037 nucleotides long. RefSeq names its product plexin A1 (gene PLXNA1). Gene Ontology annotation, cellular component: semaphorin receptor complex. The coding region runs from base 790 to 6564 and encodes 1924 amino acids. Gene Ontology annotation, biological process: negative regulation of cell adhesion; regulation of cell migration; semaphorin-plexin signaling pathway involved in axon guidance. Gene Ontology annotation, molecular function: protein binding; semaphorin receptor activity. The transcript has 32 exons. Lineage: Eukaryota; Metazoa; Chordata; Aves; Anseriformes; Anatidae. The record is from RefSeq and is a predicted model, not a curated record.
AAAAUCUCGUUAAUUGCUCGGCUGUUUUGAGCUGAUAAAUGUGGAGUGAUUCAUGCUUUCUUUGGAGUUCGCCGGAGCAGGGCUGCGGCCCGGCGUGCGAGGGGUUAGGAGGAGCCUUGUUUUCAUGCCAUUAGCAGGAAGUCAGCUCGGAUCCUCGCCGCCUGAACCGGCUCCAGGCUUUCUCUUAUCCCUCGCGUUUUUUUCGCCCCGCUGUGUCCAGGGGCCUGAUCCUCGGCCGUGCAGGGCCUCUGGCCCCGGUCCAGGCGGCUCUCGCGGCGGCGGUGCGAUCGCAGCAGCUCUCCGAGCCCCUCUGCUUUACGCGCUUGGUUAAGCGCCUGCCCGCGUGCCAAAAUAUUCGAGCCCUUGCAGAACUAAAUCCCCUGCGAGGGGAGAGGCAGACACCAGCCGGGCUUUAGGGAAGAGAUCUCCUGCACGCCGCGGCCCCGCGCCCGGGCGCUCGCUGCCUUCAGCCUCCCGCUCUCGCUGCCCUGGGCACCGGCACCGGGUGCUGCUGGUGGCACCGGGUCCCCCGGCGGGGCUGGCAGGAGGGAUCAUCUCCUGCCGGCGGUGACACGGGGCGAUGCGAAAACCACAUUUCCUUCAGCGAACGCCGACCCUGUCGGAGCCGCAGAUAACAUCGAAGGGCUGACCAGACCGGCGGUGCCCGUGAUGCCCUGAACGCCGAGCGCGGAGGAAGCAGAGGAGACUGUGUCCCGUUAGCUCCUCUUCCUUCCCUCACCCCUUUCGUUUGGGUUUGUUUCUAUUUAUUUUGCGGCCGGGCUUGGGGACAUGGCCUCGGCCGGCCGUGGCGCUGCCGCCAUGCGGCUCCCUUGGCUCAAGCCCUGCUCGCCCCUCCACGUUUGGACCCUGCUGCUCUUGGGGAGCACCUGGCUACCGCUGGCGGAAGGCAGCCCCAAGCCUCCCUUUAGGACUUUCCCGGUUUCAGACUGGAGCUUGACGCACCUGGUGGUCCACAACAAGACCGGGGAGGUGUACGUGGGGGCCGUCAAUCGGAUCUAUAAGCUCUCCAACAACCUCACGCUCCUGCGGACGCAUGUGACGGGGCCGGUGGAAGACAACGAGAAGUGUUACCCUCCGCCCAGCGUCCAGUCCUGUCCCCACGGCCUGGUCACCACCAACAACGUGAACAAACUGCUGCUGGUGGACUACUCGGGGAACCGGCUCAUCGCCUGCGGCAGCGCCUCGCAGGGGAUCUGCCAGUUUCUGCGGCUGGACGACCUCUUCAAGCUGGGCGAGCCCCACCACCGCAAGGAGCACUACCUCUCCAGCGUCAACGAGUCCGGGACCAUGUCCGGGGUCAUCAUCGAGGUGGUGAACGGGCAGAACAAGCUCUUCAUCGGGACGCCCAUCGACGGCAAGUCGGAGUACUUCCCCACGCUCUCCAGCCGCAAGCUGAUGGCCAACGAGGAGAACGCGGAGAUGUUCGGCUUCGUCUACCAGGACGAGUUUGUCUCUUCCCAGCUUAAGAUCCCCUCGGACACGCUCUCCAAGUUCCCCACCUUUGACAUCUACUACAUCUACAGCUUCAGCAGCGAGCAGUUCGUUUACUACCUGACCCUGCAGCUGGACACCCAGCUCACCUCGCCCGACUCCACCGGGGAGCAGUUUUUCACCUCCAAGAUCGUCCGCCUCUGCGUGGACGACCCCAAGUUCUACUCCUACGUGGAGUUCCCCAUCGGCUGCGUGCAGGACGGCAUCGAGUACCGCCUGAUCCAGGACGCUUACCUCACCAAGCCUGGCAAGGCCCUGGCCAAGUACCUGGGCAUCUCGGAGCAGGAGGAUAUCCUCUUCACCAUCUUCUCCCAGGGCCAGAAAAACAGGGUGAAGCCUCCCAAGGAGUCUGUGCUCUGCCUCUUCACGUUGAAGAAGAUCAAGGAUAAGAUCAAGGAGCGUAUCCAGUCGUGCUACAGAGGGGAAGGGAAGCUCUCGCUGCCCUGGCUCUUGAACAAGGAGCUGGGCUGCAUCAACUCGCCGCUGCAGAUCGACGACAAUUUCUGCGGCCAGGAUUUUAACCAGCCGCUGGGCGGGACCGUCACCAUCGAGGGGACGCCGCUGUUCGUGGACAAGGAGGACGGGAUGACCUCGGUGGCUGCCUACGACUACAGGGGACAGACCGUCGUCUUCGCGGGCACGCGGAGCGGGAAGAUCAAAAAGAUCCUGGUGGACUUGCCGGCCGACAGGAAGCACCAGGCGCUGCAGUACGAGAACGUGGUGGCCCACGAGGGCAGCUCCAUCCUGCGAGACCUGGUGCUGAGCCCCGACCGCCAGCACCUCUACGCCAUGACCGAGAAGCAGGUGACGCGGGUGCCAGUGGAGAGCUGCGAGCAGUACGAGAGCUGCGAGCUGUGCCUGGGCUCCCGGGACCCCCACUGCGGCUGGUGCGUCCUGCACAACAUAUGCUCGCGCAAGGACCGGUGCGAGCGGGCGGAUGAGCCGCAGCGCUUCGCCUCCGACCUGCGGCAGUGCGUGCAGCUCACCGUCCAGCCCAAGAACAUCUCGGUCACCAUGUCGGAGGUCCCGCUGGUCCUGCAGGCCUGGAACGUCCCAGACCUCUCGGCAGGAGUCAACUGCUCCUUCGAAGACUUCACUGAGUCCGAGAGCCGCAUCGAGGACGGGAGGAUCUACUGCAGCUCUCCCUCUGCCAAGGACGUCAUCCCCAUCACCAGGGGCCGCGGGGACAAGCGAGUGGUGAAGCUCUACCUGAAAUCUAAAGAGACGGGGAAGAAAUUUGCCUCUGUGGAUUUUGUGUUCUACAACUGCAGCGUCCAUCAGUCCUGCCUGUCCUGCGUGAACGGCUCCUUCCCCUGCCACUGGUGCAAAUACCGGCACAUCUGCACCCACAACGCCGCCGACUGCUCCUUCCUGGAGGGGCGCGUCAAGCUCUCCGAGGACUGUCCCCAGAUCCUGCCCUCCACCCAGAUCUACAUCCCGGUGGGCGUGGUGAAGCCCAUCACCCUGACGGCCAAGAACCUGCCGCAGCCGCAGUCGGGGCAGCGCAACUACGAGUGCAUCUUCCACAUCCCCGGCAGCACCACCCGCGUCACCGCCCUGCGCUUCAACAGCACCAGCAUCCAGUGCCAGAACACCUCGUACUUCUACGAAGGGAACGACAUCAGCGACCUGCCGGUCAACUUGUCCGUGGUCUGGAACGGGAAUUUUGUCAUCGACAACCCCCAGAACAUCCAAGCCCACCUGUACAAGUGCUCGGCCUUGCGGGAGAGCUGCGGGCUGUGCCUCAAGGCCGACCCGCGCUUCGAGUGCGGCUGGUGCGUGUCGGAGAAGCGCUGCUCGCUGCGGCAGCACUGCCUGGCCCCCGAGAGCAGCUGGAUGCACGCCAGCAGCGGCAACAGCCGCUGCACCGACCCCAAGAUCACCAAGCUGUCACCUGAGACGGGCCCCAGGCAAGGAGGGACCCGCCUGACCAUCACCGGGGAGAACCUGGGCCUCAAGUUUGAAGACGUGCGCUGGGGAGUUCGAGUGGGCAAAGUGAUGUGCGUCCCCAUCGAGAGCGAGUACAUCAGCGCUGAGCAGAUCGUGUGUGAAAUCGGCGAUGCCAGCCCGAGCAAGGUCCACGACGCGCGGGUGGAGGUGUGCAUCCAGGACUGCUCCCCCAGCUACCGCGCCACCUCGCCCAAGAGCUUCACCUUCGUGACGCCCACCUUCUCCCGAGUGAUCCCCGCCCGGGGCCCUCUCUCCGGCGGCACCUGGAUCGCCAUCGAAGGAAGCCACCUGAAUGCUGGCAGCAACGUCACCGUCACCAUCGGGGGACGGCCCUGUGCCUUCUCAUGGAGAAGCGCCCGCGAGAUCCGCUGCAGGACGCCCCCCGGGCACACCCCCGGCGGGUCCCCCAUCCUCAUCAACAUCAACCGGGCAGAGCUGAGCAACCCGGAGGUGAAGUACAACUACACGGAGGACCCCACUAUCCAAAAGAUUGAUCCCGAGUGGAGCAUCAACAGUGGUGGGACGCUGCUGACUGUGACUGGCACCAACCUGGCUACCAUCAAGGAGCCCAAGAUCCGGGCCAAGUACUGCAGCUCUGAAAGGGAGAACAACUGCACGGUGUACAACGACACCACCAUGGUGUGCUAUGCGCCCUCCAUCGACAACCCCGAGCGGAGCCCUCCAGAGGUCGGCGACCGCCCGGACGAGAUCGGCUUCAUCAUGGAUAACGUCCAGGCCCUGCUGAUCGUCAACACCACCAACUUCGUCUACUACCCGGACCCUGUCUUCGAACCACUCAGCCCCACGGGGAUGCUGGAGCUGAAGCCCAGCUCUCCCCUCAUCCUCAAGGGCAGAAACCUGCUCCCUCCGGGUGCCGGGAACUCCCGCUUGAACUACACGGUGCUGAUCGGGGACACUCCCUGUACCCUGACUGUGUCCGAGACCCAGCUCCUCUGCGAGUCGCCCAACCUCACGGGCCAGCACAAAGUCACGAUUAAGGCCGGGGGGUUCGAGUUCUCCCCAGGGACGCUGCAGAUCUACUCGGACAGCCUGCUCACCCUGCCCGCCAUCAUCGGCAUCGGCGGCGGGGGCGGCCUGCUGCUCCUCAUCAUCAUCAUCGUCCUCAUCGCCUACAAGCGCAAGUCCCGGGACGCCGACCGCACCCUGAAGCGCCUCCAGCUGCAGAUGGACAACCUGGAGUCCCGGGUGGCCCUCGAGUGCAAAGAGGCUUUUGCCGAGCUGCAGACUGACAUUAACGAACUGACAAACGACCUGGAUGGGGCCGGCAUCCCCUUCCUGGAUUACCGCACGUACGCCAUGCGAGUUCUCUUCCCCGGGAUAGAAGACCACCCCGUGCUGAAGGAGAUGGAGGUCCAGGCAAACGUGGAGAAGUCCUUGACCCUCUUCGGGCAGCUGCUGAACAAGAAGCACUUCUUGCUGACCUUCAUCCGCACCCUGGAGGCCCAGCGGAGCUUCUCCAUGCGGGACCGCGGCAACGUGGCCUCCCUCAUCAUGACGGCGCUGCAGGGGGAGAUGGAGUACGCGACGGGCGUGCUGAAGCAGCUCCUCUCCGACCUCAUCGAGAAGAACCUGGAGAGUAAGAACCACCCCAAGCUGCUCUUGCGGAGAACGGAAUCGGUGGCAGAGAAGAUGCUGACAAAUUGGUUCACGUUUCUGCUGUACAAGUUCCUGAAGGAGUGUGCUGGGGAACCGCUCUUCAUGCUCUACUGUGCCAUCAAGCAGCAGAUGGAGAAGGGACCCAUCGAUGCCAUCACAGGAGAGGCUCGCUACUCCCUCAGUGAAGACAAGCUUAUCCGGCAACAGAUUGACUACAAGAUGCUGACCCUCAACUGUGUGAACCCUGAGAACGAGAACGCCCCAGAGAUUCCUGUCAAGGUGCUCAACUGUGACACCAUCACGCAGGUGAAGGAGAAGCUGCUGGAUGCUGUCUACAAAGGGGUGCCCUAUUCCCAGCGUCCCAAAGCUGGAGACAUGGACCUUGACCUUGCUCCUCUGCUCUCCUUGGCUUUGUCCUCCAAGCUGCCCGCUAACCAUGAGCCCUUCUCCCUCACUGGGACAGAGUGGCGGCAGGGCAGGAUGGCCCGGAUCAUACUGCAGGACGAGGAUGUCACCACAAAGAUUGACAAUGACUGGAAGAGGCUCAACACCCUGGCCCACUACCAGGUGACGGAUGGCUCCUCGGUAGCCCUGGUGCCCAAGCAGAACUCAGCGUACAACAUCUCCAACUCCUCCACUUUCACCAAGUCCCUCAGCAGAUACGAGAGCAUGCUGCGCACAGCCAGCAGCCCCGACAGCCUGCGCUCACGGACCCCCAUGAUCACCCCCGACCUGGAGAGCGGCACCAAGCUCUGGCACCUGGUGAAAAACCACGACCACAUGGACCAGAGAGAGGGCGACCGAGGCAGCAAGAUGGUUUCCGAGAUCUAUCUGACCCGCCUGCUAGCCACCAAGGGCACCUUGCAGAAGUUUGUGGAUGACCUGUUUGAGACUAUCUUCAGCACAGCACAUCGUGGGAGCGCGCUGCCCCUCGCCAUCAAAUACAUGUUUGAUUUCCUGGAUGAACAAGCUGAUAAGCAUCAGAUCAAUGAUUAUGAUGUCAGGCACACCUGGAAGAGUAACUGUCUACCUCUACGUUUUUGGGUGAAUGUGAUUAAGAACCCCCAGUUUGUGUUCGACAUUCACAAGAACAGUAUUACUGAUGCCUGCCUAUCCGUGGUGGCUCAGACAUUCAUGGACUCCUGCUCAACUUCUGAGCACAAAUUAGGAAAAGACUCUCCCUCCAACAAACUACUGUACGCCAAGGACAUCCCCAACUACAAGAGCUGGGUAGAAAGAUAUUAUGCAGAUAUUGCUAAAAUGCCAGCGAUCAGCGAUCAGGACAUGAGCGCGUACCUGGCGGAGCAGUCACGUUUACACCUCAGCCAGUUCAACAGCAUGAGUGCGCUGCACGAGAUCUACUCCUACAUCACCAAGUACAAGGACGAGAUUUUAGCCGCGUUAGAGAAGGACGAGCAGGCCAGGAGGCAGCGGCUGAGGAGCAAGCUGGAGCAGGCGAUCGACACAAUGGCCUUAAGCAGCUGAAGAGGCGGCGGCACGGUGCCAGCUUCCCGAGCGGUGGCGGCGGCAGGAGAGGGGCCAGCGAGCGGCAGCCGCGGGCAGGACACUUUGGGGCUGGGGCCGGGCGCACGCUUCCCACCGCCCAACAAGGAAACCUCGCCCGCCAGCAGGGGAAAAAAAAAAAAUCAAAAAGCAUCCCGAUGACAGCAGCCACAAGGAUAAAACACACCCCCCCUCUACGCACACCCCGAUGCAACCGGGACGCGGCAGAGACCUUGCAAAGGGGGCGGCCGAGGAGGAGGAGGAGGGAGCCGCGUGCCCCAUGGACCCGCUGGGACCCCCGGGGACCCCCUGCCCCGGGCAGAGCCCCCUGAGCCCGCGGGGAAGGAGGGUCGGGACCGCGGGGCUUUCUAGGACGGCGUUUGGAUGUUGUUGUUACUUCGGUGGAGGGAGGGGGGUGGGCUCCUGUUUGUACUGUACUUGACUUGCUCUCCCCCCCUCGCCCCCCAGCUGUCUGCCCCCUCUCCUCCUCCCCCUGUCUCUUUUUCUGUCUCUUUCCCCCUUCUCUCUCUCUUUCUGGCCUUCUGCCACUAGUGUUAACUGCUAUAUUUGCACAAUUUACACGAGACAAAAUUUUUAAUUUAAAGAAAGGAAAAAAAAAUAUAACAAAAAAUGGGAGGGGAAAAAAAAAGAUUCUAAAUUUUGCAACAAACUAACAAAAAAAUGGUUUUAAAAAAUAAGCUAAAGGACUGAUGCUGGGGAGAUUUCAGGGUGGGGGCAAUAGGGGUGGGCAGGAAAGGGAGAAAUCCUGAGCUUUGAUAUUUCUUAAAAUACGUCCUGUGCCAUGUUUUAUUUGAAUGUUGUUUAGUGCAAAAAAAAAAAAAAAAAGAGAAAAAAAUGAAAAAAAAAUCAAAACAAGAAAAAAAGUGGGAGUUUCGUUAGCUGAGUAGACGCUCUUAUUUAAAUGCUGCUUGAGUGGUUCCGGAGGCUACGACCUGGCUGAGGGAGACCAGAGAGGAGGGAAGAUCCCGAGGUCGGUGUUCCUGUUCCUGGGGAUGGCUGAGGGAUGGCCUGUGCUGUCUCGGUGUCUGCGAGGUGCUCCGGGUGCUUUUCGGGUGGCGGAUGGCUGCGGGUGAUCUGGGGCACUUGGGAGGGGACCUGGAGAACCAACCAGCCUGGGUGCUUGAUUUUUACCUGGGUGUUUGGUUUUUCCCUGGGUGUUUGGCUUUUUCCUGUUGCCUUCCUGCGAGCCACCCACAGCAUCAGCGGCUUCGUUUCAGGGUUGGCUCCUCGGAGGGAGAAGGCAGGGACAGGACUGAAAUUUUGACUGCAUGGUUAAAAACUUUUCCUUUUUUAUUUUUAUUUUAUUAUUAUUAUUUUAAGCGGGGGGGUCAUGUCAUUUUUUUGUGCUGCCCCAGGGAAGGCGCCGGGGUUGGAUCAUUGCAAUCUGUAGGAGCUCUGCGGGGCUUGCCGCUGCCGGAGGAGCAGCGUGGGCAGGCAGGAUGCGACCCCGGGGCAGGGACAGCCGGAGGAGCUGGGUUCCAGGGGGCUGUGGCUGGGUGAGGAGGAAGAGGCAGGGCAGGGAGGAAGCUCCUCCGCUUCUCCUGGCCUUGCUUCAAGCCAGGCUUGUGGCUGGAACUGGGCACCAGCCCAUGGAGGGACCAAACACCGGGGCUGUCCUCUGCUCCCCUGCCCUGGGCAGCCCAGGCUGGUGCAGGGUUUCCCACCCCACAUUUACCUUCUUCUCUCUCUCUUUUCCUUCUUUCUCCCCCAUUCUCACCCCGUUUCCCCUCCGCCGCCUCCGCCCUUCCCGCGGUUCGUGCCUGCUGGCGUUUCACGGGGCCAGCCGGGCUCUCGCCCCCUUCCAAACGCCAGGUCCGCACGCUUUUCUGCUUUCCUCAAACAAAAAGGUGCCCAGCGCUGCCCCGACUCGGAGCAGGCGACUGAAACCUUCCAAAAACCGAGCAAAACCAUCUCCUUUUCUGUCCCGAGAGCCCCUGCUGCUGCCCGGGCCGAGUGGAGGGGACCACGCUCGGCCAGAAGUGGGUGAGCGCAGAAAUCAAACCGGGCAGGGGCCCGCCUGGUUUCUGCCCAUUCCCAUAAACCGCAAGUUGGGGGGGGGGGGGGGGGGGGGGGGGGGGAAGGGAGAAAUAAUGAAGUUUUUAAUUAAAACAAAAAAAUAAAAGUGUGUAUAUAUAUAUAUGUGGUUACAAUCUAAUUCUCGUGCCCCAGUGGGGUGCUGUAUAGUUAACUGAAGGAGAAUCAAACUGAUAUAAAUAUGAAAUGAAUUUACACAGCCAGUUAAAAAAAAAAAGGAUAAAAAAAAAAAAGGAUACCAAAUGGUCUGGAAGAAAUUUCCAAGCAUUUCUCACCAUGCAGUACAAUCGUUUGAAGCCUGCACAUCUCUCAUUAUGUUGUAAUUUUGUUUGGUUUGGUUUUGUUUUAAUAAGGAGGGAAAGGGGAAGAUGCUGAUUAAAAACAACAACAACAAAAAAAA